CGGCGGCCGGGCCCGUGUGAGCGCGGCCCAGCGCGGAGCUCCGCGUCCCGCAGCCGCUCCGGGGCACCGGUGAGCGCUGCCCGCUCCUGUAGGCCGCAGCGUAGCUCGCGGUGCGGCCUCGGGAAGCCUCCGGGCUCCGGGCACCGCGGCGUAGGGCCCAAGCGGGGCUCGUCGGGCCCGGCCGCCCGUCUCGGUGCCGCCAUGUGGUCCGUGCUGUGGAGCGCCGUGCGAACCCACGCGCCCUACGUCACCUUCCCCGUGGCCUUCGUGGUGGGUGCCGUCGGUUACCACCUGGAGCGGCUCAUCCGCGGCCCCAGCCCGCCGCCGGCCGAGGAGGAGGAGAAAAGCAUCUCGGAACGGAGGGAGGAUCGAAAACUGCAGGAGAUUGCGGGCAAGGACCUGACCGAGGUGGUGAGCCUCAAGGACAAGUUGGAGUUUGCCCCUCGGGCGGUGCUGAACAGGAACCGGCCCGAGAAGAGUUAAUGGAGCCGUCGGUUCCGCGCUGAAGGACCCCCAGCUGGGCUGUGCACAGAGCACUGUGCCGGGGUUCCUCUGUCACCUGCACACCUCCGCCCACACCCCGUCCUGCACCUGGCUGUGCUCGGGCUGUUCUCCGCCUCUACUGAUGCACGUCACCCUCCCUGGGCUCUGCAGAGCUGUCAGGGUUUGCCCACCCCUGCUGUCUCCAGGACUGCAGCCGGACCCUGUCCUCCAUAGCUGAUGGGGUUGGGGUAAUGGUUUGGAGAUGGAAUGUGUGAAACGCACCAGCUCUCAAUCUAU
Messenger RNA from Phasianus colchicus (ring-necked pheasant), 780 nucleotides. It is a transcript of the gene SMIM12, whose product is annotated as small integral membrane protein 12. Lineage: Eukaryota; Metazoa; Chordata; Aves; Galliformes; Phasianidae. The record is from RefSeq and is a predicted model, not a curated record.